AUGCUGUUCAGAACGUCGCUUCUGUCGCUUCUUUCGCUUGCAGCUGGGGUCGUCAAUGCAGACUUUGGCAUAACGACCAACGAUGAUUCCUAUGUCAUAAACGCCAAUUCUCCCAACUCGCUGGUAUUUACUGUGGACCGCGGAAGCUGCGAUAUUACUUCCAUCGUGCAUUAUGGCACAGAGCUACAGUACUCCGGCAAGGGUAGCCAUAUUGGUUCUGGUCUUGGAACUGCCACAGUGUCUGCUACCAAGAGUGGUAAGUUGAACCUACCCGGGGUUAUGAAGUGA
Molecule: messenger RNA, 288 nt
Organism: Aspergillus luchuensis
Lineage: Eukaryota; Fungi; Ascomycota; Eurotiomycetes; Eurotiales; Aspergillaceae
Exons: 1
Coding region: 1-288 (95 amino acids)
Biological process (GO): pectin catabolic process
Molecular function (GO): carbohydrate binding; carbon-oxygen lyase activity, acting on polysaccharides
Source: RefSeq, a predicted model, not a curated record